Messenger RNA from Durusdinium trenchii, 912 nucleotides. Lineage: Eukaryota; Dinophyceae; Suessiales; Symbiodiniaceae. The record is from the annotation of a GenBank genome assembly.
AUGCGUUGGCUCCUGGCAUGCUUGCUGGCCCUAGUUCCAGCCCAAGAGACAGGAGUCGAGCCCGACGGAGCGGUCCAGCUGCAGCUUCACCGAGUCCGUGAUGACUACGUGGACCUGCUCAUUGUCGUGCCGAGUGAGGCGAAGGAGGUCCAAGAGCGCAGAUUGAUCAGAGACAGCUGGGGCAAGUACCUGGCCGAUGGACACUGCAAGGUGUGCGGCUCCAAUCGCCGUGUGAAGCUGCUCUUCGGCCUCGGGGCACGAACCAACCAGUCCCUGCAGGAGGAGAAGGAUUGGGCAGAUGUGGCAGUGCUGUCACUGGACUCGAAGCUUGACUCCCCGAACCAGCAGGCCAUGAAGACCCGAAUCCUGAUCGCACACGCAGUGGAGAAGUAUGACUUUGGGCUGUUGCUGAAGGUGGACCCUCACUCCUUCGUCUUCCUGGAUCGCUUACUGUCUUUGGCGGAGGGCAAGAAGCUCUUCCCCUCGGACGAGACACCUGAUAUCUAUGGCGGGUAUUUCGCCUAUCAGGACAAACAAGUCAAGAAGAUGGAGGGAAAAUUGAAGGAUCUGGACUAUCGAAAAUUGACUGGCCAUAAUCGAUUCCCGAAGUAUGCAAAAGGCGCUGGGUAUUUGCUUAGCCGAAGACUUUGCAGACACAUUGCCAAUUUUCCAGAAGAUAACAAGUUUGAUUGGGCUCCCAUGCCAGCUCUACGCAGCUUGUCCAACGAGGACGUGUCAGUCGGCUUCUGGUUGCAGCCCGUUUCACACUGGAACGUGCAGUUGCCUGUGGCGACAGCUGCGGUCGGCUGUAAGGAGAAGGAGAAGAUCAUCGACCACCCGGUGCCGCCGGAGGAGAUGACACGGCGCGGCCAGGCGCUGGCCGCUACAGGAGAUCCCUGCGCCGCUGCGUGA